Messenger RNA from Haplochromis burtoni (Burton's mouthbrooder), 1503 nucleotides. RefSeq names its product even-skipped-like1 (gene eve1). Bases 1 to 1107 code for a protein of 368 amino acids. Gene Ontology annotation, molecular function: RNA polymerase II cis-regulatory region sequence-specific DNA binding; DNA-binding transcription factor activity, RNA polymerase II-specific. Lineage: Eukaryota; Metazoa; Chordata; Actinopteri; Cichliformes; Cichlidae. The transcript is spliced from 4 exons. Gene Ontology annotation, cellular component: nucleus. Gene Ontology annotation, biological process: regulation of transcription by RNA polymerase II. The record is from RefSeq and is a predicted model, not a curated record.
AUGUUCAAACCUUGCAGCGUGGCCUAUUGCAGACAAGACUUCACAAACAAACCACCCAGACAGUACGACUCUAACCCACAGUGUGGUCUGCUGUUGGUGGGGGUGUCAGAUGUCAGACCGCCCCCGAAGGUCAAGGUCAAGUUUAACGUGAAAGUACAAAGGCUGAGACGGAGAACAAAGGGUUUACCCCUAAACACCGUUAACACCUCUCCGGGCCGCGGCGCCUCCGCGAGCCGACGCACACGCCGGCGCCCGUCUGGAGCGCCUGGGAUACGGGAGGAGAGGAGCGCUGCCCCGGGGAUCAUAGAUGUUCUGCGGUGGGUAAGUUAUUACUAUCCUUACUGUAAAGUGUCCGACUGUGCGUCUGUAUCUAAAUGUCUCAUUUCAGUAGCACAGGGCAGACAGAAUCCGGUGGCUGGUACUGCGGUAGUGCACAGUUCCACCGGUAAAGAGCAGCAAGACUCACAGAGCACCCUGUUGGACCAAAGCCGACGGCAUCGGACGGCGUUCACGCGGGAGCAGCUGUCUCGUCUGGAGCAGGAAUAUGGCAAGGAAAACUAUGUAUCCAGACCCCGGCGCUGCGAACUGGCUACUGCGCUCAAUUUACCGGAGACUACAAUAAAGGUAUGGUUCCAAAACAGGAGAAUGAAGGAUAAACGCCAAAGACACUCCUUGCCUUGGCCUCACCCAUUUAUUGACCCGCUGGGGGGGCUUCUGAUGGGCAGCACAUCUCCUUCCUCCAUCUUACCAUACACCUUCAUCCAAACCCACCUUCCACACCUCCCGCUCCACCCCUAUGCUCCCCUGGCUCUCUCUUCAACUACAUCAUCUCACAGCCCAUACAGUGCACCAAUGAGUUCAGCAGAUGCAUUCCAUCUCUCCCAAUUCAACAAAAGGCCUGGGGAGCUGCCUCCAACAACAGUAGCACUCUACCCCUCUGUAAGCAUAAUGCACCACCCUACUUCAUGCCCCUGUCCACUGUGCCUGCAGUGGGACCCAGAACAACUGUACAAAGCAAGAAGGGAUGCACUGGGACUGGGCCGGCCCCGCACUCUGAAGGCUAACACUCAUUCUGCUAGUGUAGGGAAGACACAAGAGAUGGUGUAAAACUAGAUGAAAACAUCAUCAAACAAAUGUUACUGCAAGAAAAUUAUACCAUUUCCAGUGUCUUCUGUUAACACUAGAAGCUUGCCAAGCAUCACCUGCAGCAGAUGAUUAAGCUCUCAUAUUUUUGUGUAAAUCUUAACAGAAAUAAAAAAAAACUCUGCAUCUUUACAAUAGAAACCCAAAACACUGGCCUUGUUUAAAAUAAUGCAAAUCACAUUUGCAAUUAACUGAAGGCAUUGGGUUAUUCUGUUUUGUUUUGAUGUAUUAUAUUUUUGUUGCUGUUGUUACAUAAUUAUUUCAAGUAAGUUAAAAAAAACUAUUCAGUAGUAAGGCCACAUUUAUGCCUAUCAAAGCACACCAAAUAAAAGCCUUAACCUUUUCUUUGUAUUAUUUUUA